Molecule: messenger RNA, 1564 nt
Organism: Caenorhabditis sp. 36 PRJEB53466
Lineage: Eukaryota; Metazoa; Nematoda; Chromadorea; Rhabditida; Rhabditidae
Source: the annotation of a GenBank genome assembly
AUGCACUGCAUUCCGGAGCUGCAAAAGAUCAUCGCGAGCGUCGAUGUGAACUGCUACACUCCACAAUUCCAGAAUGAAGCAGCGGGCGAUGACAAAAUCACGGCAGACCUUCUCAAAAGCUGCCACGAUAAUGUUAUCUCCCUCAUAAUGGUCAGAUUCUCAGAAUACCUCAGAAGCGGAAGAGUCCCAAAACAAUGGAAAACGUCUAACACCACCCUGAUCUUCAAAAAAGGAGACAGGGAAAAUUUGGAGAACUACAGGCCGAUCUGCCUCCUCCCCGUCCUAUUCUCUAAAUGUGUGCUCAAUAGGAUUCGGAGAACACUAGAAGAAGCCCAACCAGUCGAGCAAGCUGGAUUUCGUCGCUCCUUCUCUACGAUCGACCACAUCCACUCGACCACUCGAGGUUGGUCGCGAGUACCAGAUCCCACUCACACUUGUCUUCAUGGACUUCCACAAGGCAUUCGACAGUGUUGAGCCAGGAGCUAUCUGGGAAAGUCUCCGAAGGCAAGGGAUAGAUUCGGCCUACAUCAACCUACUCAAAGAGUGCUAUACCAACUGCAGCACAACAUUCACACCCUUCCACCGACUUGUGACGGUCCCAAUCACGAGAGGAGUGCGGCAAGGCGAUCCUAUCUCGCCAAACUUGUUCUCGGCCUGCCUAGAACUAGUCUUCAGCCAAAUGUCCUGGAACCAUCUGAAAGGACACGACGAGGACCACGCGACAAACCCUGGAAUCAGAAUCAACGGCAGAAAUCUAACCCGUUUAAGAUUUGCAGAUGAUAUUGUCCUAGCGGCAAAUCAUCCAAAUACUGUCAGCGAGAUGAUCCAGGAACUAGUGGAAAGGUGUGCAAAAAUAGGUCUCCAAAUCAAUACUAACAAAACCAAAGUGUUGCGAAACACAUUUGCCACCGACCAUCCGGUCUGCAUCAAAAGUCGCGCAACCACCACCACCGCCAUCGAGGAUGUCAACGAAUACAUCUACUUUGGUAGACUACUCAACACACGGAACGAAUUGGAGCCGGAGCUCCAUAGAAGACGACGAGCAGCGUGGGCGGCAUUCAACGGAAUCAAGAACACCACGGAUGCCCUCACCUGCCCCAAAAUCCGUGCCAGACUCUUCGACUCGAUCGUCCUCCCGGCGCUCGCUUACGGCUCAGAAACCUGGACCUUUACGAAGGCAUUGGCCGAAAGAGUGCGAGUAACCCACGCGUCAUUGGAAAGGAGACUCGUCGGACUGUCGCUCUCCCAGCAAAGAGAGAGAAAUCUCCAUUGAGAAGACAUCCGACGACUACCCGGCGUCCGCGACCCUCUACUCCACAUCAAAAAGAGGAAGUUAGGCUGGGCCGGACACGUGGCACGAAGGACGGACAACCGGUGGACCACUCUGACGCAAGAAUGGAUCCCAAGAGACACGAAGCGACCGGUCGGCAGACCGCCGAUGAGAUGGAUCGACGCCCUCAACAAAGAAGUCACCAUCCGACAAGGAAGCCGAGUGGUACCAUGGAGCACCAUUGCCAAAGAUCGGAAGGCGUGGUGUGCUGUGAUCCGCGUCCACACAACAUGA